UGAAUCAUCGAACAUGGCUGAAACUUAUGUUGGCGCUGUUUUAGAAGCGGUUUUGUCAAAGGUGAUUCCAAUCACUGCAGAACAGAUCAACCUUGCAUGGGGUUUACAGGAUGAGUUGACAAGACUUGGUGACUCACUAGAAAUGAUCAAAGCUUUCUUGCAAGAUGCGGAGGAAGGUCGAACGAAGAACAACUCGGUGAAGCUUUGGUUGCAGAGGCUAAAAGCAGUUGAUUACGAGGCUGAUGAUGUAUUGGAUGAGUUUUCCUAUGAAAUUCUCCAAAUAAAAAGUAGAGAAUCGGGAACACUUUGGGAGGAAAGUACUCAACUUCUUUUCUCCUUCCAAUUCAAUAGUAUUUCGUUUCAAUAUGACUAAUAAGUUAAGGACAUCCUUAAAUCUUUGGACGACCAUAACAAAUUGGUCAAUCAAUUGGUCUCCAGCAGAGUGCUGUGGAUCAUG
Messenger RNA from Hibiscus syriacus, 457 nucleotides. RefSeq names its product disease resistance protein RGA2-like. The record is from RefSeq and is a predicted model, not a curated record. The transcript has a single exon. Lineage: Eukaryota; Viridiplantae; Streptophyta; Magnoliopsida; Malvales; Malvaceae. The coding region runs from base 14 to 373 and encodes 119 amino acids.